Messenger RNA from Protopolystoma xenopodis, 441 nucleotides. The record is from the annotation of a GenBank genome assembly. Lineage: Eukaryota; Metazoa; Platyhelminthes; Monogenea; Polystomatidea; Polystomatidae.
AUGAUUUUAAUAAAAAAACUCUUUAGUCGCUACAUUCCUAUUGGACUAAAACGCUAUCUAGUAAGCACAUCUACGGAAAAACCACUCAUUUAUCUCUCUGGUAUCCAGCCGUCUGGCCGGCUGCAUCUAGGAAAUUAUCUUGGGGCAAUCAAACCUCUUGUUGGUAUCCAGACCUCUUCAAAUGUGGCCUCCCUCAUGUUGUUAAUGGCUGACUUGCAUGCAUUGACUACAGUCAGGUGUCCACAGUCUCUUCUCCGAAAUAUGCAGCAUCUCUGGACUACACUUGUUGCAUGUGGAAUUAAUCCUAUUCUUGAUAAAGGUGAAAACGCUUCAGGAAAGACCGUUAUAUUUCAGCAAUCAUCUAUCGUUGGGCAUACUGAAUUGACCUGGAUCCUUGCUUGUCGUUGUUCUCACCAGGUGCGCAUAUUACUCCCAUUCUAA